GGGCGCGUUUCCCCUCAGGCCGUCCGAGCGGAGUCCGGCCUUGCAAAGCCUCCGGCCUGUCCGUUCUCCGUUGAGGGACGCUGCCUGGCCCGGGCUCCCAUGGAGGAUGGAAGUGAAAUAAGCCUGAGAGCGGAGCAGUGGCGGCAGCAGCCAUGGCUAUUUUCGACACCCCCCAGGAGGCCUUCGGAGCCCUCCGCCCCUCCUGCGUCCAGCUGACCCAAGCCCAGACAGUGGAGAACGUGGAGCGCCUCCACUCCCAGCUGCGGGUGGUCAGCGACUCAGCCCUGCAGGAACUCCAGGAAUACGUCCUUUUCCCUUUGAGAUUCGCCCUCAAGACUCCUGGGCCGAAGCGGGAGGGCGUGGUCCGAAGCGUGGUGCAGUGCGUCGGCUUCGUGCUCUCGUCCACCUGCGUGAAGAAGGCGGAUCUCCUUCUGGAGCUGUUCUCCGAGCUCUGUGUCUGCCUGGCGUCUCUCUCCAACCCAUCCCAGCUGGCCCCGUUGUCGGAGGAGCUGAAGCAGGACGUGGGCCAGGCCUUGCUCGCGCUGCUCCACUCCGCUUACGGAGACGUCCUUUUGUCUCUCUACCAGCCCUCCAGCCUUCCCCAGCUGGGCUUCGCCGUCUCCCUGCUCUUGGCCCUUGCAGAACAGGAAAAAGCCCGGCAGGUUAAGAUCACGGCCCUCCGGUGCCUGCAGGCUCUCCUUCUGCAGUGCAAUUGCCCAGAGGACCACCGGUCCCUGGAGAAAGAGGAGAGGAGGCAAUGUGGAGAUCUCUUUGCCUCCUUCCUCCCUGGCAUCUCCAUCUCUCUCUCCAAGAUUAUCUCAGCAGAUGCCAAGCAAGGUCACGCCGUCACGGUCUCGGCCAUCAAGCUCUUCUCUACGGCCGUCAGCCUGGUGAUGGCCGACGAACAGCUAGCGGAGAUUCCAGAGGAGAGGAAGAAACCAGCCUCCGGACAGAGCAAAAUGGAGGCCCUGGUGGUCCACCGAGACGCAGCCUGGACGAGAAACACGGCAUCCAAACUCUCCAUCCUUAUCAAGAAGGUGGCCGCAUCUGCCUCUGUCCACCCUCACUGGAAGGUGCGACGGGAGCUGGUGGAAAUGGCCCACCUCCUCCUGACCACCUGCGGGCGCUCGUUGGUGGACUCGGCCGGCCAGCUGUUAAAAGCCUUGGUCGGCCUUGUGAAUGACGAGAGCCCCGAGGUCCAGCGUCCGAGCGAGAGGGCCUUGAAGGAGAUGUCCGCGCAGGAGAGAGUGGCCGGGAACAGGCUCCUGGCCGACAUCCUAUCUGAGGAUCUCCACUCUCUGGCCACUGCUCUGCCCCGCUUAAUGACCUCCCAGAACGACCAAGGCAAGGUGGCCACUUUGAACCUGGCCCUGGGGUACCUGAAGCUCUUGGGCCCCAAAGUGAGUGUGGUUCUCCACUCUGCCUCCCACCUUCAGCGUCUGUCCAAGGCCCUGAUGCAAGUCCUGGAGCUGGAGGUGAAGGACGUGAAGGUGGUGGAGGAGAGGAGCUGUGCCCCGGAAGCUUUUCCUCAGCCCGCCCGGGGCAGCCUCCAGAGGAAGUACUUCCGCUUCUUCACGGACGACCGGAUUUUCCCCCUCCUGCAGCAGAUUUGCCGGGCUCUGGGCACUUACGGGAAUCUCUACUUGCUUGUGGAUCACUUCAUGGACCUGUACAGGGAGUCCGCCGCGUACCGGAAGCAGGCCGCCAUGGUUGUCAAUGAACUGAUCGCUGGAGCCGCAGGGCAGGAGGCGCGGAACACCUCGCUGAGCUCUGAGGAUCUCGUGGGGAUCGUGACGUCCGUGCUAGAAGAAUACGUGGACUCCGGAAACUGGCAUUUGGCCACCCGCUUGGAGGUCCAAGAGUCCUGCGAUGAAUCCACAGCCACAGAGGCCAGGCCCCUUGCUGUUACGUAUGGAGCAGCUCACGCACCUCUGGUGUCCCCGGGCUCGAGCCCCACCCUCCGCUGUAUGAACAGCAACAUUUGGCAGGUCUGUAUCCAACUGGAAGGGAUCAGCACCUUUGCCUCCACCCUGGGGAAGGACUUCCGCUUGCUCUUAAUCUCCGCUUUGUACCCUGUGCUGGAAAAGGCUGGGGACGGCACGCUCCUGGUCAGCCAGACGGCAAAGGGGACCCUGGCCGACAUCUGCCAGGCCUGCGGCUACCUCUCUGUCCCUGAGCUCCUCAGGCAGAACGCCGAUUACCUGGUGAACGGGGUCUCCUUGCACCUGAGGCACCCGGCCGAUGAGCCCCACGCCUUGCAGGUCCUGGAGGCCAUGCUGCGACACUCGGAUGCCCAGGGGGCGCCCUUGGUGGAGGACCUGGUGGAAGACAUUUUGGCCAGGCUGGAUCAGUGUCACAGUGAACGGGCGUCUUCGUUCCUGGGGGCUCUACGGACCCUGAUGGCCUCGCUAGCUUCCUGGUUUGGGCCAGAGCAGGAAACCCACCGAAAGCCGGAAGGGGGUUCCUCCUGCCCGCCGACACCGAGGCCAGCCAACCUUCCCACUGCAGCCGAAAUGGAAGAGUUCUUCUCGGCAUACGUGAAGCAAAAGCAGAUGGCAGAGGGGGAUGUCGAGGAGGAGGAAGAAGAGGAUCCUGCAGUGCCGCCCGACGCACCGGAAGGAUCUCCCGAGGCAGACAGGCCGCUGCCCUUGCAGGCCAAGAUGGCGAAAGAUGUCCUGGAGAGGGCUGUCCACUUGCUGCCCAGCAAGAGCCUCGCGGUGCGGCUGAAGGCCCUCGAAGUCCUUGAGCUUGGUGUGAUGGUCCUUGGUCCACAUGAAAACGUGCUCCUCCCGUUGGCACAUCGGGCGUGGCCUGCUCUCGUCUGCCGCUUGAUUAACGAUGACCCCUUGGCUGUCCUCCGGGCCUUUCAGGUGCUGUGCACUCUCGGGGCCCACAGCGGGGAUUUCCUACGGAGCCGCUUCUCCAAAGAUGUCUUGCCAAAGCUGGCUGCCUCCCUUGUCGCCCAGGCCCCCACCAGCGCUCACGCCGGGCCCGUCUACAGCCACACCCUAGCCUUCAAACUGCAGCUGGCUGUGCUCCAGGGCCUCGGGUCCCUCUGCCAGGCUCUGGAUCUGGGCGAGAACGACCUGAAUACGGUGGUGGAUGCCUGCCUGCCCUACCUCAGCGCCAGGCAGCCUGGGAGGCUGCAAGAAGCUGCUCGCAGUGUUUUCCUUCGCCUGAUGGAGGUCGAUCCGGAUGCCAUCUGGUUCUUCCUCUGCAACGUCUGGUGCCCCAGGAACCUGGAGGCCCCCCACCCCUGCCUGCGCCCCGUGAAACUAGCAGGGAGCGAGAAGACGCGGAACGAGUUCACGGACAAUGUGCAGAGCCUCUUGGACCAGCUGGGCGGUUGAGGGCGAUAGAAGAGCGCCCGGGCACACUCGCGCUGUGGAGGCGGUUGCUUCAUAGGACAGAGGUUGCCACGGAGAAGGGCCGUUUCCAGACUUCUGAACAUCCACAGCACCGGCCAAAUCUACACAGAGCAAAAAAACCUUCGAGGCGCCUAGAACCCGCAUCGUGAGGGGUGCUGGCAGACGAUACCUGGAACCUGAUUUGUCCAUACGUUGUCGUGAGGCUGCCUUCUGCCCUUUGGAGCUGCAUGAUUCUCUGGACUCACGGCAAGCCACGAAACAUAGCUGGUGCUAAUCCUGCCUGGGCCCAAGAUGGAGAGCAAAGUCCCAAGCGGCUUCCUUUCCUGGUUUACCGCCUGUUCCUGGUUGACCGUGUGGAUUAAGAUGAACAGAA
Thamnophis elegans (Western terrestrial garter snake) is the source of this 3741-nucleotide messenger RNA. It is a transcript of the gene TTI1, whose product is annotated as TELO2 interacting protein 1. Bases 153 to 3350 code for a protein of 1065 amino acids. Lineage: Eukaryota; Metazoa; Chordata; Lepidosauria; Squamata; Natricidae. The record is from RefSeq and is a predicted model, not a curated record. Gene Ontology annotation, cellular component: cytoplasm. Gene Ontology annotation, biological process: chromatin remodeling. The transcript is spliced from 9 exons.